AUGGCAGGAACCCAGUCGCUCCCUCCGCCCGCCCUCCCACAGCUCGUCGCAGAGCAGCACGUCCCAAUCCCCUCCACCGACAAGGAAACCCGCAGACUGAUCGUCGUCCUCUCUAAUGCCAGUCUCGAGACCUACAAGGCGACCUUUGGUGGUAACAGACCGGGCGCCCAGCGCGAAGAGAAAUACUCGUUGCUCAACAGUGAUGAGCAUAUCGGCGUCAUGCGCAAGAUGAACCGUGACAUCAGCGAUGCCCGACCUGACAUCACCCAUCAGUGCCUCCUCACCCUCCUCGACUCUCCCAUCAACAAGGCAGGCAAGCUUCAGAUCUACAUCCACACUGCCAAAGGCGUCCUCAUCGAAGUCAGCCCAACCGUCCGCAUCCCACGUACCUUCAAGCGAUUCGCCGGUCUCAUGGUCCAGCUGCUCCACCGUCUCUCCAUCCGAUCCGUCAACUCCCAAGAGAAACUCCUCAAGGUCAUUCAAAACCCAAUCUCUGACCACCUUCCCCCGAAUUGCCGCAAGGUCACCCUCUCCUUCGAUUCGGAGUUGGUCAAGGUGCGGGAAUACGUGGAGAGGCUGGAUGAUAACCAGAGCAUCUGUGUAUUCGUUGGAGCCAUGGCCAAGGGGUCCGACAACUUCGCCGACCAGUACGUCGACGAGAAGAUCUCAAUCAGCAAUUACAGUCUCUCGGCUAGUGUAGCUUGCAGCAAGUUUUGCCACGCCGCUGAGGAUGUGUGGGAUAUCAUCUAG
This is a messenger RNA of Drepanopeziza brunnea f. sp. 'multigermtubi' MB_m1, 750 nucleotides long. RefSeq lists its product as uncharacterized. Gene Ontology annotation, molecular function: rRNA (pseudouridine) methyltransferase activity; rRNA binding. Gene Ontology annotation, biological process: rRNA base methylation. Lineage: Eukaryota; Fungi; Ascomycota; Leotiomycetes; Helotiales; Drepanopezizaceae. The record is from RefSeq and is a predicted model, not a curated record. Gene Ontology annotation, cellular component: small-subunit processome; nucleolus.